AUGGAUGUCCCAUUCCAGUUGGUGCUGCUGCUCUGGGCACUGAUGUGCACACAGGGAGCAGAGUCUGUGUGUUCCUCAUGUGGGAUCCCCACAUUGGCACCACAAGCAGAACGAGCUGUGGUUCUGGAGCUGGCCAAGCAGCAAAUCUUAGAGGGGCUGCAUCUGACCAGCCCUCCCAGAAUAACCCAUGCGAUACCCCAGGCAGCACUGACCAGAGCACUUCGGAGACUACAGCCGGGGAGUGUGAGUCCAGUGAAUGGGGAAGAAGUCAUCAGCUUUGCUACCAUCACAGAUUCUUCCCCUUCAAGCUGCAGUUCCAUGCUCACCUUCCACCUGUCCACUCCGCGGGCCCGCCACCUGUACCACGCCCGCCUCUGGCUACAUGUGCUCCCCACCUUUCCGGACAUUCUUAACUUGAGGAUCAUUCGGUGGAUCCCAAGGAGGAGACGCCAAGGGUCCCGCACGGUCCUGGCUGAGCACCAAAUGAAUACCCCGGGCUGGCACGCCCUGACUCUGCCCUCUAGUGGCUUGAGAGGUGAGGCGUCAGGUGUCCUGAAACUCCGGCUGGACUGCGGAUCCCUAGAGGGCAAUAACACCGCUGCUCAAUCAUGGUCACGAAUCCUAAAUACAGUGGGCGACAAGCGGCCCUUCUUGGAACUUAAGAUCAGGGCCAAAGAGCGUCGAGUGGGCCGGGCCAGGAGAAGGACGCCCACUUGUGAACCUGAGACCCCUUUGUGUUGUAGACGAGAUCAUUAUGUAGACUUCCAAGAGCUGGGAUGGCAGGACUGGAUCCUACAGCCUGAGGGCUACCAGCUGAAUUACUGCAGUGGGCAGUGCCCUCCACACCUGGCUGGCAGUCCUGGUAUUGCUGCCUCCUUCCAUUCUGCUGUCUUCAGCCUCCUCAAGGCCAAUAACCCCUGGCCCUCCGGUACUUCAUGUUGUGUUCCCACUACCCGAAGGCCCUUGUCCCUACUCUACCUUGAUCGUAAUGGCAAUGUAGUCAAGACAGAUGUGCCCGAUAUGGUGGUGGAGGCCUGUGGCUGCAGCUAG
Molecule: messenger RNA, 1050 nt
Organism: Elephantulus edwardii (Cape elephant shrew)
Lineage: Eukaryota; Metazoa; Chordata; Mammalia; Macroscelidea; Macroscelididae
Gene: INHBE
Product: inhibin, beta E
Exons: 2
Coding region: 1-1050 (349 amino acids)
Biological process (GO): SMAD protein signal transduction; BMP signaling pathway
Cellular component (GO): extracellular region
Molecular function (GO): cytokine activity; growth factor activity; hormone activity
Source: RefSeq, a predicted model, not a curated record